Catharus ustulatus (Swainson's thrush) is the source of this 2272-nucleotide messenger RNA. Its product is annotated as vasculin-like protein 1. Gene Ontology annotation, biological process: DNA-templated transcription; positive regulation of DNA-templated transcription. Lineage: Eukaryota; Metazoa; Chordata; Aves; Passeriformes; Turdidae. Gene Ontology annotation, cellular component: nucleus. Gene Ontology annotation, molecular function: RNA binding; DNA binding. The record is from RefSeq and is a predicted model, not a curated record.
GGACUGCAGAGGCCAAACUCAGGAGCCUGGCCAUGAGGUUUGAUGCCUCAUUUUAUUGAAGGGAGACACUGGACCUAAAUGGCGCAGCAUGACUUUGUUCCUGCCUGGCUUAACUUCUCAACACCACAGUCAACCAAGUCCCCUGCAGCCACCUUUGAGAAACAUGGAGAGCAUCUUCCACGGGGAGAGGGCCGCUUUGGCGUGAGCCGCAGGAGACACAACUCUUCCGAUGUUUUCAAUAAUGGGCCCCUCCGAACUGCGGGAGACUGCUGGCAUCAGCCGUCCCUUCUCCGCCAUGAUUCUGUAGAUUCUGGUGUUUCUAAAGGAGCUCAUGUUGGGCUUUCUGGCAGUCAGCCUGGCUGGCAUGGUCCCUCGGGCCAUGAUAGUGUGAACCAGCGUGGAGGAGGAGGAACUGGAGUUCAUCGCCACUGGAAUGGCAACUUCCAUUCUCGGAAAAGUUCCGCCUUUCAAGAAAAGCUGCCUGCUGAAUCCAGGGAAGAGAAGAAGGAAGAUAAAGAGCAUUUGCAGUUUGAGGAGGAAGACUUUCCAUCUUUGAAUCCAGAAGGUGGAAGACAAAACAACCAGAACAAACCUUUAGGGACACCUUCUGGAGUAUGGGAAAACCCCCCUAGUGCCAAGCAACCUACCAAGAUGCUGGUCAUCAAAAAGGUUUCAAAAGAGGAUCCUUCCGCCGCCUUCUCAGCUGCAUUUACAUCACCUGUUUCUCACCUGGCAAAUGGCAACAAAGCCACCACCAUUGUCCCAAGUGUCUACAAAAAUCUGGUUCCUAAACCUGCAGCUCCUCCUUCCAAGCCAAGCCCAUGGAAAGCCAACAGAAGUGAACAUAAACCAGGCUCGCUGUCCUCCACCCGUGACUCUGCCUUUACCAGUCCAGUGUCUGUAACCAAACCAGCGGUACUGGCAAGUGGCUCAGUCCUCACCUCUCCCAAAGAGAGUCCUUCCAGCACCACGCCUCCCAUCGAGAUCUGCUCCUCGCGCCUGACGAAGCUGAUGCGCCGGACCACUGAUAAAAAGAGCGAAUUCCUGAAGGCACUGAAGGAUGAUAGAAAUGGGGAGAUUACAGAAAACAGGGAAUGUGACAAGCUGGAUGAUAUGGAGAGCAACAGCACACCAGAACCAAAGGAAAACUGGGAAGAGAACUGCCAUCAGAAUGGCCUUUCUCUCCCCUUGCCAGAGGAGGGGGAAAACCUCUCCCAUUCAUUGGAAGCAGAACACAGGUUAUUGAAAGAAAUGGGAUGGCAGGAAUAUCCUGAAAAUGAUGAAAACUACCUUCCCCUCACGGAGGAUGAGCUCAAAGAGUUCCAGAUUAAAUCAGAACAGCGAAGAAGAAAUGGAUUUGGGAAGAAUGGAUUUCUUCAGGGCCGCGGCUCCAGCCUGUUGUUCCACUGGGGAAGCACUUUUAAGACAAAGAUUGAGGACUCAGACACGGAAACAAGUAGCAGCGAAACGUCAGAUGACGAUGCCUGAAACUGGGCACAAUAAAAUUAAAAUAAAUAAAACCAACCCAAUAAACUCAGUUCAUAGUUCAACACGUGUUUGGGGUUGUAUAAACUAAACAGAGUUUAUUCUGUCUCCAGUCUGUUCAGUUUUUUCUUUUGUUGUUGAUACUUCAUGCACAAGGGAAAUAAUUGUAUCCCAAAGAAGAGAGAAAUUGGCUUCUUUAGCUUUUUCUUUUGGUUUUGCCCUAAUGCUUACUAGAAGUUUGUGCAGCUAGCAAAUUUUGACAAAAAUCCCUUGUGGGGCAGUGCACAAGUUCAGUCGUGUGAGCAGGACACAAGUGGCUGACUGAUCUCUGCAACAACAAGCUUCUAACAGUGCCGCCGCAUUGCCCAGCGCGCGGUAACGGUGUGCUAAAACAAUCAUUGUCGAUGACAAAAUGGCUUUUGAAGUUCUAAUUAUGUUAAAUUAAUGCUAAUAACAUGAAUAUUUUAUUUUAUUUUAUUUUUUUUGGCGGCUCGGGGAGCUUCAUCACUUAACCAGGCGUUUGUGGUUUUCUUUUUUUUUUUUUUUUGGGUACAGCUGUAAAAUAUUUGGAUAUAGGAAUUGUUUGUGUUCUUCUUCUUGCAGCCUUGAUAUUCAGGGUGGAUUGUAAAAUAUAAAUUUUUUGUGAGAUUUCAAAGAUUAAGAUUAUUUUGAUAACAUUAUUUACAGAUUUUAAAAAGUGACUAUCACAUUGAGUCUGUAUGAGGGGGAAAAACUACUGCAUCAAAAAUAACUAACUUGGAAUAAAUAUUUUGCAUCAGUUUGCCAA